Molecule: messenger RNA, 1192 nt
Organism: Emys orbicularis (European pond turtle)
Lineage: Eukaryota; Metazoa; Chordata; Testudines; Emydidae
Product: DNA-directed RNA polymerase I subunit RPA43-like
Exons: 5
Coding region: 1-1104 (367 amino acids)
Biological process (GO): DNA-templated transcription initiation
Cellular component (GO): RNA polymerase I complex
Source: RefSeq, a predicted model, not a curated record
AUGGUUGGCAUUUGGGCCCCAGGCUUCUGCAUGGCCCUGGCUGACGAGCCUCCUGAGAAGGCAGCGCUGCCCCACAUGGGCCCUGGGGCCUCGGCAGGAGCUGCCACAGAGUGUCAGUGGCAAAGCUGCCAGUGGAGGCUUCUCCAGUGCCCUGCAGAGUGGGGGAACUUUGCUGAACUGGAGCCAGCGUCAAGGCCGUGGGAGGUACCAGCCAGCGCUGCUAGCUCGGGGACAGGGGGCUGUGGCAGCCGCGCCGCAGGGCAGCCUUGGGUCACGGUGAUCGCUGGGCGCAGCGCGCCCCGGCACCACAACGGGCCCACGGAGGAGGCUGUUGGCGACGCUGCAAGCUCCGGGGCCCGCCUGAUCCUCAGCGAUGUGCCAGUGGCUUAUGAUAACAUCAGAGUAGUGGGUGAAUUAGGUGAUAUUUAUGAUGACCAAGGAUUCAUCCAUUUUAACAUUGAAGCAGAUUUUGUCAUUUUCACUCCCAAGAAAGGAAAAAAGCUUGUGGGUGUGAUCAAUAAAGUGGCCCCAAGUCAUAUUGGCUGUCUGAUACAUGGGUGUUUCAAUGCUUCCAUCCCUAAACCUGAUCGAAUGUCAGCUAUAGAGUGGCAAGACCUUGGGUUAAAAAUAGGAGAUAAACUGGAAUUAGAAGUGGUGCAUUUAGAUUCCGAUGCUGCUGGAGUAUUCUUCAUUCGGGGGAGACUGAAUAAAGACAGUAUGCAAUCCAAAUAUCCUGAAUCAGUAACUGAAGAUACAAACAGUAUAGAUGAAAUACCAAAGAAAAAACACAAGAAAAGAGACAGAAGGAAUUGUGAGUUAGAAAAUGACACCGAGCUUACAGACAAUGCAGAUACUACUGUGGUGGAAGAUGCAGAAGAGCAGAAUGCUGAUACAGUAAAUGGAUUUUAUGAUAAAAAGCCAAAGAAGAAGAAAAAACAUAAGCAAGAAAAGCAGAAACCUGUAUUUUAUGGGAGUGACUGUAGUGGUUACCCGAGUGACCAUAAAAAGGUUAAGAGAAAGAAAAGAGAACAUUGUGAUGUAGAUGAAGAGAGUGAAUUAUCUCGAUUGUCACAAGAACCUAAAGCCAAAAAGAGAAAGGAAUGACAAAUGGACUGAAGAGUCCAAAAAUCCCUUGCUUGAAUGUAAGAUUGUCAUCUUCUUUCAGAAGUACUUGAUAAAUUUCCAAUAAAAU